AAUGAACAAAUUCAAAUAUGUAGCUAUACAGAAAUAAGAUCAACUAAGAAUCAGUCCAACAGUGUUGUGCUUGAAUAAAAGUAGAAUAAGAAAUAGAAAAGAAUGAGAAUAAAUAAAUACAAUAGUGCAAAACUGAAUUUUCCAUGCUUUAUAAAUGAAACCAGACAAGAUUUUAAAACCAUAAAACAUUCCCAUGAUGUAAAAGCAGUUCAAACUAUAAACGUUCUGCUUGUUUGACCUCUCGCUUGUGUCUUUUACCUAAUGCAUGAAACUGAGACCAUGAAUCACAUUAUUAGCUCACUAAUUCGAAUUGUUGUGGUGGCGUGACGUGGGCUCAGUGCACUCCGGAUCAGCAGGUGGCGCUGUAUAUCAUUGUACAUCUGUACAGUAACAAUGACGCGCGUUUUAAGUCAGGGAAGAAAAACUCAGCCAGUAAGAAGCGGAAGAGCUGCGCAUGAGCGUUGUGCAACAUGGAGGUGUCGGUGAGCGCUUUGGGCCGCAGAGGUUCUACCUGCGUGUUUCCGGUCGGUUCUGUGGUCAGGCACGUCCUGGACCGGCUCGUGCCGCUUCCGGAGGAUUUCUACGUCACCAGAGAUGGGCGCCGGGCACACCUGGACGAUCCUCUGGAGCAUGGAGCCGUCUAUCAUCUGGAGCUCCGCCUCCUUGGAGGGAAAGGAGGGUUUGGUUCAAUGCUGCGCGCGCUCGGUGCUCAGAUUGAAAAGACGACCAAUCGAGAGGCCUGCAGGGACCUCAGUGGGCGGAGACUCAGAGACGUCAACCACGAGAAAGAGAUGGCGGACUGGCUGAAGAAGCAAGCAGAGCGCGAGGCAGAGAAGGAGCAGCGGCGUCUGGAGCGCUUGCAGAGGAAGCUCAAUGAGCCCAAACACCAGUUCACCGACGCAGAGUACCAGCAGCAGUGUCACGACCUGUCCGAGCGACUCGAGGACUCGGUGCUCAGAGGUCUGCAGGCUUCCUCCAGCAGCCAGGUGAAGGUGGACGACAUGUGCGGCGCCAAGAGGCUGAACUGUGAUCAGAGUGAGCAGCCUGCGAAGAAGAAGACGAAGACAGCAGGAGGAGGGGGGUGCUUCUGGACGGGGCUGGAGGAGAUGGACGAGCCGAUGAGCUCAGAUGAUGAUGAGGCUCCGUCCACAUCCAGCCGUGAAACUGCUGCUGCCAUCGUUACCAUGACAACACGAAGAGAGGCAGAGGAGGGUAGCAGUGGAAGCACCAGAACCACACAGAUCCCCAAGGAGACCUCCAGGGACCAGACUGAGACACCGUCAGAGGACCGGAGUGUUCAGCGUUCCGUCGAGUGCGAGAAUAUUAAUCACAGACGACAUUUACUCUUUCCUGAUGAGCUUUCUGAUUGGUUCAGACAAUCACACGUAUAUUUUAUUAGAGGUUCUGUCCAGUCAGAAAGCAGGAUGUUCACACACAUCUGUGCUUCAGUUUGAAUUUAACCACUUCCUGUUCAGUUUUCAAUAAACGUCUGAAACUAAACAUCA
Molecule: messenger RNA, 1505 nt
Organism: Haplochromis burtoni (Burton's mouthbrooder)
Lineage: Eukaryota; Metazoa; Chordata; Actinopteri; Cichliformes; Cichlidae
Gene: sde2
Product: SDE2 telomere maintenance homolog (S. pombe)
Cellular component (GO): nucleus
Source: RefSeq, a predicted model, not a curated record